Molecule: messenger RNA, 2271 nt
Organism: Penicillium manginii
Lineage: Eukaryota; Fungi; Ascomycota; Eurotiomycetes; Eurotiales; Aspergillaceae
Product: putative TBC domain protein
Exons: 2
Coding region: 1-2271 (756 amino acids)
Biological process (GO): activation of GTPase activity
Molecular function (GO): GTPase activator activity
Source: RefSeq, a predicted model, not a curated record
AUGACCACCCUCUGUUCGACCCCGAAUUCCCCGCCUGAGCUAUCGGGCUCCAAAUCCUCCAAGUCCUCCUCUUUCCAUUCCUCCCAGAUCGAUGGCCCCGAAACCAUCUUCACCGACAUUGGCAAUUUCGAAGAAAUUGGUCUAGAAGAUGACGCUGAACUCCCGGUCGCCGAUCCAGCAACCCCCUACGGCCGGUCCGGUCUGGCGGCGCGAUCGGCUCAACGACUGCCUAGCAAAAGUCCAGCGGCCACAACUCGCGAUUUGACGGCAACCCCGAAAUCGAGGCAGCGAAGCCCUCUUCCUCCAAUCCACAAUCAAAUCAAUGGAGCCAUGCGUACUCCUCAGUCGGCUGGCCCCUUGUCUGCGAGACCUGCCAACCGGAGAGAUUCGAGCAGCACAGCCAAUUCGGGUGGACUGACACCUAUUCAGCCUCGACGGUCGCGAUCGACUUCUCCUUUGCGACCAAUGUCCAGUCGAUCCGCUUCCAGCACCAGCUUGGCCCUCUCCCCGCUCUCCGCACGGGUCCCCCCUCAGAAGCAAGCUUGGCAAGCAUCCCGCAAGUCUGUGAAAGACCUCGAAGACGAAUAUCACGAUUCCGACGAUGAGCUCCCGGAUGAUGCCAGUCUCUGGAAUAUUCCAAUUUCUCCUCGCCCAGUUCAAGAACGCGCUCCAUCCCGCAACGCUAGUCCGAAUGGCGGCGCCAGUCCUGGUCGACGGCCCCUUCCCAUCUCGCACGAAGUUUCUGAACCAAAGGACAAGACCCCAAAACCCGGAUCGGCCUCCAAGGCCGCUCGCAUGCAGCGGUCGCAUCGGGCAAGUUCAGCUGGGCCUGAGCGGGGCCAAAUCUCGCCGCGUAACCCCCGUGCCUAUUCCUACAACAGCUAUCUCUCGGAUCUCUCUGAAGAAGCGAGGAUCAUCACGGAAGCUCUGGAGCACCACGCAGGCGAAGAGGAGCGUCAACAGGAGGAAGAUGUGCAGAAUGGUACGGCCCCGCCCAAGUCGAGCUCCGAAUCGCAGGGAGCCGCUGAACCCAUUGAACUACCUCCUGUGCAAAAGUCGAAUAUCAUGAUCGACCCUUUGCCUAUUAGCAAAGAAAAGGAGAAGGUUUUGACGCGAACACGCCCUAGCUGGCUGCCGCCGAAAGAUCAAAAGGAAGAAAAGAAGCAUUUGAAGGAGUAUAAGAUGAUGAUGGCACAAUCUAAAGAAGCUGAGAAACGGAAAGCAGCCCAAGCUGCAUCCUCCAAGUGCGAGAAGGAUACCACCCGAGAUACUCUCCAGAACCUUUGGGAUGAUUGGGUCGGUCCUAACUGGGAUCGUGCGAUACGUGAGCCACGAACUCGGGAACUAUGGUGGCGUGGAAUUCCACCUCGCAGUCGAGGCCUGAUGUGGAGACGUGCCAUUGGGAACGAACUAGCUCUCAGCGAAGAGUCAUUCACCAAAGCUCUCAAACGUGCCAAGGUCCUGCGAUCCAAAAGCGACACUGAGCCAAGUGAAAGCAAUAAACGACUGCUGGAGUGCUUUGAUGCAAUCGAUAACGACGUUUCAAAGGCCUUCCCCGACUUGAACCUCUUCUCGGAGGGCGGACCCUUGCGAGACACCCUGGUCGAUGUAUUGCAAGCGUAUUGCAUGUACCGAAGUGACGUGGGCUACAUCCAUGGCCUUCAUACUAUCGCUGCACUUCUUGUCCUGCAAUUCCCCACACCGUCAUCCGCCUUUCUCGCCAUGGCUAAUGCCCUCAACCGCCCCCUCCCUGUCGCAUUCCUGACCUGGGAUCGCGGCGCGAUGUCGCGAACCUACACCCUCGCCUCCGAUACCCUGCGCUACAAGUUUCCUCGUGUCGCCACCCACCUAUGCGACACCCUUAAGCUGUCCGAUGAGGAGAUCUGGGAGCCAACCUUCAGGUCCCUUCUCACUAACGGACUCGACCUUGAACGUGCAUCUCGAGUAUGGGACUGCUGGGUUUUCGAAGGAGACCGAAUCAUGAUUCGCACUGCAGUCGCCGUUAUGGGCAGCAUCCAGUCUCAACUCUGUUCCUUCCAACAGUCAGAUGACCAAACCCGUCUUUCUGUACGAAACAUCCUCGGCUGGGGCCCCCGCCAUAUCGGCGCGAAUAACCAAAAAGCGAAGGAUCGCCAUAGUGCCCCUGCAGCCGCAGGUUUUGGCGGCGGCCAGGUUUCUAAUCCUGGCGUGGCUGAUUACUGGAUCCUCACUGCUACGGGCGACGAGGACGGUUUCAUGAAAGCUGUACGUGAGGCUGGGAAAGUGCGAUAA